Anoplopoma fimbria (sablefish) is the source of this 1360-nucleotide messenger RNA. RefSeq names its product constitutive coactivator of PPAR-gamma-like protein 1 homolog. The transcript is spliced from 5 exons. NCBI's taxonomy places the organism in Eukaryota, Metazoa, Chordata, Actinopteri, Perciformes, Anoplopomatidae. The record is from RefSeq and is a predicted model, not a curated record. Gene Ontology annotation, cellular component: nucleus. The annotation marks the transcript as partial.
UUUUCCUCGAGUGCCUCUGUACGUGCCUGUACGUCAUGUCGUCAUGUGUUUCACUCUCUCUCUCAGGGCAGACUCACAACCUCUGCCAUGGCUCCGUGAACCAAUACAUGGCACCAAGCAGCCAUGAACCCCAAAAUAAUAACUCACCAACAACUGAAGGCCAUUAAAUAGGAUCCUUACUUAGUUUCUUUCAAAAUUAUUCCACCUCCUGCAAUAUCCGCAGCUACAAGCCGGCUGUUAGUCACUGUAGGCGGGGGGAGAGAGGCGCACUGACUGCAACCACCUUUGGUUUAAUUUCUUCCGAUAUUUCGCUUUGAAGUUUUCCUCACGCUCACCAUGGGAGUUCACGGUUUCCAAGAGUACAUUGAAAAGCACUGCCCCGGCGCUGUGGUGCCGGUGGAGCUCCAGAAGCUCGCCCGAGGGAGUAUUGUUGGAGGCGGCCGGCAGGGACCUCCUCAGAGUCCGCUGAGACUGCUGGUGGACGCCGAGAACUGCCUCCACCGGCUCUACGGAGGCUUCUACACCGACUGGGUCAGCGGGGGCCAGUGGAACCACAUGCUGGGCUACCUGGCCGCCCUCUCCAAGGCCUGCUUCCACGGCAACAUUGAGCUCCUGGUGUGCUUCAAUGGCGCCCUGGAGAAGGGCCGCCUUCACGAGUGGGUCAAGCGGCAGGUGAACGAGAGGCAGACCGCCCAGCAGAUCAUCAGCCACGUCCAGAACAAGGGCACCCCGCCGCCCAAAGUCUGGUUCCUCCCUCCCGUGUGCAUGGCCCACUGCAUCCGACUGGCGCUCCUCAAGUUCCGCGUCGGGGUGGUCCAGAGCAUGGAGGACCACCACCUGGAAGUGAUGGCCUUAUGCAGGGAGAGCGGCGUCCACGGCCUGGUUGCCUACGACUCUGACUACGCCCUGUGCAACAUCCCGUGCUACUUCAGCGCCCACGCCCUCAAGCUGAGCCGCAACGGCAAGAGCCUCACCACCAGCCAGUACCUAAUGCACGAGGUGGCCCGGCAGCUCGACCUCAACCCAAAUCGUUUUGUUGUUUUUGCAUCGCUUUUAGGAAAUCACAUACUGCCUGAUGAAGACUUGGCUGCCUUUCACUGGAGCUUACUCGGUCCAGAGCAUCCAUUAGCAUCUCUGAAGGUGCGUGCCCACCAACUCGUGCUCCCACCCUGUGAUGUCGUCAUCAAGGCUGUGGCUGACUACGUCCGCAACAUCCCGGACAUAGCCGACCUCGAGGCCGUUGCUAAGGACAUCUUCAAGCACUCACAGACGUGCACCGAUGACAAAGUCCUCCGCUUUAAGAAGGCAGUGGAGUACUACUCGGUGGCCAGAAGCUCCUCCCACUUCCCUCCACAGUUAG